Molecule: messenger RNA, 1972 nt
Organism: Tarenaya hassleriana
Lineage: Eukaryota; Viridiplantae; Streptophyta; Magnoliopsida; Brassicales; Cleomaceae
Product: L-ascorbate oxidase homolog
Exons: 6
Coding region: 120-1781 (553 amino acids)
Molecular function (GO): oxidoreductase activity; copper ion binding
Source: RefSeq, a predicted model, not a curated record
CACGGAAUGAGCAUAUAUCCCGAUCCGACCGAACCUUUAAAUACAAUGCUGGGUUAGAGACUGACGAAUACGUAACUCGCAUAUUCAUAUUGGGAGAGAGAGAGAGAGAGAGAGAGAGAAUGGGUUGGGUAAAGGUCGGGUUGGUGAUGGCGAUGGCGGUGGUGGUGAUGUCCAUGGGAAGGGUGGUGGUAGUGGAUGCUGAAGAUCCUUACAGGUUCUUCGACUGGACUGUCUCCUACGGCCUCAUCUAUCCUCUCGGCUUUCCUCAGCGUGGAAUCCUUAUAAACGGACAAUUUCCGGGACCCAACAUUUAUUCCGUCACCAACGACAAUCUGAUCAUCAAUGUUCACAACGAUUUGGACGAGCCCUUCCUCUUGUCAUGGAAUGGAGUGCAAAUGAGGAAGAACUCGUACCAAGAUGGAGUGUAUGGGACGACGUGUCCAAUUCCCCCGGGGAAGAACUUCACCUACGUCUUCCAGGUGAAGGAUCAGAUCGGAAGCUUCUUCUACUUCCCGUCACUCGGCCUCCACAAAGCCGCUGGGGGAUUCGGCGGGCUCCGCAUCCUCAGCCGCCCCCUCAUCCCCGUCCCCUUCCCCGACCCCUCCGGAGAUCUCACCCUUCUCAUCGGCGACUGGUUCAAGCGCGACCACAAGACGCUGAAGGGUAUUGUAGAUAGAGGGCACAAGCUCCCGCUGCCUGAUGCGCUGCUUAUAAACGGCAAGGGUCACAAUGGGAGUGAAUGUUUGAUGGUGGAGAGAGGCAAAACGUAUAGACUAAGGAUCUCAAACGUGGGACUUCAACACUCGCUGAACUUGAGGAUACAAGGCCACAAGCUUAAACUAGUUGAGGUGGAAGGCACGCACACUAUCCAAUCCACCUACUCCUCCCUCGACGUCCAUGUUGGUCAGUCCUACUCCGUCCUUGUCACCAUGGACCAACCCGAUCACCUUGACUACCACAUCGUCGUCUCCACCAGAUUCUCAACCAAACCUCUCACUGUCACCGCCACCCUUCGCUACUCCAAUUCCAGGGGAGGCCCCUCUGAGCCCCUUCCACCAGGCCCACCAACCGACGUGGACUGGUCCAUCGAACAGGCCCGAUCCAUCAGGACUAAUUUGACGGCGUCAGGGCCGCGUCCGAACCCGCAGGGGUCGUACCACUACGGCCGUGUCAAUAUCUCGAGGACCAUAGUCCUUGAGAGCACGGCGGGACAAUUGAACGGGAAGCAGCGUUACGCUAUAAACGGGGUUUCGUUCGUGGAGGCAGACACACCGAUAAAGCUUGCGGAUUACUUUAAGAUAGGAGUUUUCAGGGUGGGAAACAUCCCCGACACUCCCAGAGGUGGAAGAGGCGCAAUGAGACAGGAAACGGCCGUGAUGGGGGCCGACCACAGAGCCUUUGUGGAGAUUGUGUUUCAAAACCGCGAGAAAAUCAUACAGAGCUACCAUCUCGACGGUUAUAGCUUUUGGGUCGUCGGGAUGGAUAGAGGGAGGUGGACGCCAGAGAGAAGAGGAGAGUACAACCUUUGGGACGCCGUAUCUCGUUGCACUAUACAGGUGUACCCAAAAUCAUGGACGGCUAUGUACGUGGCACUGGACAAUGUAGGGAUGUGGAACCUGAGAAGCCAGUCUUGGGGCAGACGGUACUUGGGACAACAGUUCUAUGUCCGAGUGCAUUCUCCCGUCCGUAACGAGUACCGUCUCCGUAACGAGUACCCUCUCCCUCCCAACGCCCUCCUCUGCGGCCGGGCCGACAAGUCAAGCCGCCUUUCUCUUCAUUGAAACCUCGUAUUUGAUUGAUUGCCAAAUAAACACAACCCAGUUCUUUUUGGAAAUGGGCCGAGUGGCCGGACUCACCUUUAUGACAAAAUAUUGAAAUAACAAACACAGCUCCUAUGUUUAUUUGGAGGGUUGACGGUCAACUACGCGAAGCAUGUGAAUCAGUGUCGUAAUUAACCCCCCGAUUUCAGCUA